Dermacentor silvarum is the source of this 1380-nucleotide messenger RNA. RefSeq names its product probable ATP-dependent RNA helicase DDX5. Gene Ontology annotation, molecular function: RNA helicase activity; RNA binding; ATP binding. The record is from RefSeq and is a predicted model, not a curated record. The transcript has 2 exons. Bases 1 to 1380 code for a protein of 459 amino acids. NCBI's taxonomy places the organism in Eukaryota, Metazoa, Arthropoda, Arachnida, Ixodida, Ixodidae. Gene Ontology annotation, cellular component: cytoplasm; nucleus; ribonucleoprotein complex.
AUGCCUAUCAUCUGGGAUCUAAUGCCAAGUUUCGACAAAGAAAAAGGGGACUACCGCUACAACAAGAUUCGCAGGAGACGGAACGGGGCCGAAUACUACUGGGAAAGCAAUUUUGGGUGGUUGCUUCGCAAACUUCACAGGAUGAACAUCCAGCUGCAGCCGUUCGAGAAGAAGCUGUACGAGGAACACCCAGCCACGACCAACCGGUCGUCGGCCGAAGUGGCCGCAUACAGAAGGGCCAACGGGAUUUCGAGCAUCGAGGCGCGACGCGACUGCACUUCGCCCACGUGCAUCGAGGCACACUGCUGGCCCAUCGCACUCACGUGCAGGAACUUUCUGGGCAUCGCGGAGACGGGAUCGCACAAGACGCUCGCAUACGUCCUGCCGGCAGUCAUCCACGUCAGCCGGCAGCCGCCCCUGCAACACGCUGACGGACCCAUCGCCGUCGUUCUGGCUCCGACACGAGAGCUGGCCAACCAGAUUCACCUCGUGUGCUCAGAGCUCGGUGAGCGCGCCGGAGUGCGCAGUGUGUGCGCCUCGAACGGGGAGCCCAAAGAAGAUCAGUACGACGAGCUGAGGAAGGGCUGCCACAUCUGCGUGGCCACGCCUCGACGCCUCAUCGAGUUCCUCGAGGAAGGCAAGGUGAAUCUGCGCCGCUGCACGUACCUCGUGCUGGACGAGGUAGACCGCAUGCUGACAAUGGGUUUCAAGCCCCACGUCCUCAAAAUUACCGAGCUCUGCCGGCCGGACCACCAGACGAUAAUGUGGGUCACAUCCUGGCAAAGCGAGCUCAAGCCGUUUGUCGAGGAUCUGCUUGACGACUACGUCGAAGUCAAGUUCGGUACGGUGCAGCUACCCGCUCAAAACGGCGUGGAAAUGACCGUCGACGUGUGCCAGGAGGAAGAGAAGGAUGGGAAACUCGCCGAGCUCUUGGACGAGGUCCUCAAGGAGAAGUCAAAGAAAGCCGUUGUGUUCACUGACACGGGGAGGAAGGCCGACGAGAUUGCGUGGAAGCUGCGACUCCGGGGAUGGUCUGCCUUUGGUCUUCGCGGAAAGAAGACCAAAGAGGAGCGCGAGUGGAUCGUUUCCUUGUUCCGGACUGGUACGUCGAGAGCUCUCGUGACGACGGACAAGGUUGCGCAUGACUUAGUCCUAGAUAACGUGGGGCUGGUCGUUAACUACGACUGCCCGGACUGCUCGGAGGUCUACGUGCGCAGGUCGAGCCACGUUGCACGCUCAGGUGAACCAGGCGUGGUUCACACCUUCAUCCUUCGAACCCAGCAGGUGCACGCCAUGAACCUGACAGCGAUUCUGAAGGACGCCAAUCAGCCGGUCGAGCCAGAACUCUACAACAUGGCAAAAAAAGGUCGUUCCAAAUGA